Messenger RNA from Anthonomus grandis grandis, 849 nucleotides. RefSeq lists its product as uncharacterized. The transcript has a single exon. The coding region runs from base 1 to 849 and encodes 282 amino acids. The record is from RefSeq and is a predicted model, not a curated record. Lineage: Eukaryota; Metazoa; Arthropoda; Insecta; Coleoptera; Curculionidae.
AUGAGACAAUAUCUUGAUAAUGGUCAUAUAAGUUUAGUUUCGCAAGACGAAAAAAAACCUAAUUUUGUCGCAUAUCUCCCUCACCAUUGUGUGUUUAAGCCCGAAAAAUCCACUACAAAACUUCGAAUCGUUUUCAAUGCGUCAGCUAAAGGAUCGAAGGGUAUAAGUUUGAAUGAAAGUCUUCUUCCCGGUCCUAAACUUCAACCUGAUAUCACUAGUAUUCUCCUAAAAUUUCGCUUUUAUGCUGUGGGAUUUUCGGCUGAUAUAAAACAAAUGUAUUUACAAAUUCUAUUGACUCCUAAGGAUAGAGAUUUUCAACGGUUGCUUUGGCGUUUUGAUUCCCAAGGCCCUCUUCAGGAAUAUCGCUUGAACACCGUUACUUUUGGCGUAAGUUCCAGUCCAUUUUUGGCCAUACGUACUGUUCAAGAGCUAGCUUGUCAGGAGUCUCAUAGAUAUCCAAAUGCCUGUGAAAUUUUACGCAAACAAAUGUUUAUCGACGACAUCUGUGCCGGAGCUUGCUCUAUACAUGAGGCUGUUUCUCUUCAGAAGGAUCUUAUUGGAAUUUUGAAGUCAGGAGGAUUCGAAUUAAGAAAAUGGGCGAGCAAUUGCCCCACCCUCUUGAAGUCCUUUUCGCAAGAGGAAUGUCAGAUUCCCAUAACCUCUGACAAAGAAAAUUCUUCACCCAUAAAGGUUCUUGGCCUCCAAUGGAACCCUUCAACUGAUACUUUUUCAUAUACAUGUCAACCAUCCGACAAAAGUUGCACCAAAAGACACAUUUUGUCAGAGAUUGCCAGAAUUUUCGACCCCUUGGGUUUUCUUUCUCCGGUUACAUUUUCGCUAAGUGUUUGA